Pieris napi is the source of this 1694-nucleotide messenger RNA. RefSeq lists its product as uncharacterized. The transcript is spliced from 2 exons. The coding region runs from base 89 to 1420 and encodes 443 amino acids. Lineage: Eukaryota; Metazoa; Arthropoda; Insecta; Lepidoptera; Pieridae. The record is from RefSeq and is a predicted model, not a curated record.
UUUAGUGACAGUGGUCGUUGAAGUAAGUGGUGGUGGCGAACAGUCGUGAAACAGAAGUGUUGUGGAGUGGAUUGCAAGUGAACCGAAAAUGAACCUGUUGUGGUGCUGUGUUGUAGCAGCGUUCCUAGCAACAAUCAACGCUGCAAUCGAUGUUGAGAAGACAGUUAAACAAGUACAAAGUAUACUAACAUCGAAUGAUCUAUUACCAAGAUUGAGUAGAGACGAAAUAUUACAACUAUUAAAUGAUAUACGCGAAGAAGAUGCAAAGACAACAACGCUAAAAGCACGGCUAUCAUCGAGAGAACUAAAAACAACAACGCCUUAUAGAAUUGAAGAUGAAAAUGAAAUUAACCCAGUAACCCAGUCACCAGAAAAAUUCAAAGAAAAAAAAGUACAGUUUUCAUCGAUGACUGGAGCAAAAAUAGAGAGCACUACAAAAUCUAGCGCCCAAACUUUAACUGUCGUGUUUCCGUAUACGCCACGAGACGGGUCGUCCUUACAAGAGCUGUACACUCGGCCUCCACGAAUUGAAGUCGUCCAAGAAAACCUGACACCUAAACCUUUAAGAAAACAAAAAUCGGCAAACAGUCUUAAAGAAACAUUAACAAACAAUGCAAAAGUAGCAACUGAGCCUAAAUCAGACUUUCCAGCUGAAUUACAAGCAUUUUUAGACGCACAUGGCUUAAAAGGAAACCCAGAGAAAGAUCACUUUUUAUUACCGCUGGAUGGUUUUAAACCCCUACCCCCAGCAAAAAUUGUAGAUGGUAAUAUAGAGCUGCCAGAAAAUAUUCUACUUACUUACGAUUUGAUUUCACCUGCCGAUUUAAAAGCUGCCACCGCAAAUAAAAACUCAGAAAGUAGUUUCCUCUAUGAACCGUUGCAACCAGAAUAUCCAUUUGAGCUGGAUACAGCUGCAUCGAACUCCAAGGAAACAGUGUUGCCUCUUGAUUUACCGGUUAGAAAACCAAAAUCCAUUCCACAACCCAACUACGAACCAAUUGACUAUGAUUCAGUCAAAGUAAUUCCUUUAAAUAUGGGUCUUGACCCAAUAGAACAAGAAAAAGCCGUAUUGCAAAGUGAUCCUGCAAAGAGGCAAACUAAUGAAACAGAAACAACUGACGCUAAAAAUAUAGAGUUAACUACAACCGUGACAUCAGAUAGCAAAAGUGAUGCGUCCGACUCAGCAUCUGUAGGAUCAGAUGCAGGCGCAUCUAUAUCAGACCUUGAAGAUUCAUUUGGAGGUCCGGCACCCGAAACACCUGGAGACUCAGAAAUACCACCACCAAAGAAAAACGGCUUCUAUUGGAUGGUAGAUUGGAAUAGCUUUUUAGAAGUAGGAGACGGUGAUACCAAAGUCAACAUUCGUUUUGAACCAAAAUUAGGCGAUCCACAAAUGUUUUUGCCUAUAACAGUGCCGUAAUUGUUGUUUUAGGUUUGAGUAGUAUUCUAGUCUUACGGGUAAGGGUGAGUAAGUAACGUUUAUUUGCGCAAAAAAGCGUCUCGUUUUAGUACUGUGUACUAUGCAAAACAGCAUAUUAGCUUCACAAAGAUUACUUUAUUUUUAUACUUAUAAAUUAUUCGUUAGCUUAAGCGAAGGCUAUAUCGCUUGCCCCGGGGAACAAAGUCGUAAAAGCAAAAUCUAUUUUUUUCAGGAAAAAUAAAAGAAGGUAAUGCUAUUAUCACUAGGAUACUAA